GGACUCGAUUCAUCGGUGCUGAUUCAUUAAGGCCUCGAAUGUUGUUCUCCUUCGACUAUUUAUACUCUGUCCAAAAUCCACAUUUGCAUACCAUACAGAACUUCACUUUCAAGACAAAAUUUUUACAGAGUUUCUUCACCAUCACCUUCAGUUAUGGCUUCUGGUGUGAAAGAGGUGCUUCCACCCACUCUUGAUCCUGCCUCAGAAUUUCCUGCUGACAUCUUUGAUGGAACCACCAAGUUGUUCAUAGCUUACGUAUGCCCGUUUGCACAACGUGUGUGGAUCACAAGGAAUUGCAAGGGAUUGCAAGAUAAGAUAAAAGUGAUUGCUGUUGACCUAGAUAAUAGGCCAGCCUGGUAUAAGGAGAAAGUUUACCCAGCAAACAAGGUGCCGUCUCUGGUACAUAAUAAUGAAGUAAAAGGAGAGUCUCUCGAUCUAAUCAGAUAUCUGGAUGAAAUGUUUGAAGGUCCUUCACUUCUUCCUGAGGACCCUGCUAAGAGAGAGUUUGCAGAAGAGUUGUUGUCCUACUCCGACUCCUUUAAUGGAGCUGUAUUUUCUUCUAUCAGAGCAGAUGGAAUUGGUGACGUUGGUUCUGCUGUUGAUUACCUUGAGAAUGCCCUUGGCAAAUUCGAUGAUGGUCCUUUUUUCCUUGAAACCUUCAGUCUGGUGGAUGUAGCUUAUGCUCCAUUUGUUGAAAGGUUCCAACCCUUCCUGCUGGACGUGAAGAAGUAUGAUAUUACAGAGGGCAGGCCAAAACUGGCAGCAUGGAUUGAGGAAGUUAACAAGAUCGAGGCUUACAAAGCGACAAAAUAUGAUCAAAACGAGCUUUUAGCAGCUUUAAAAAGACGUUUCGGUCUUGACACGGCCUGAGCUCCCUUGAAAUCACUUGGAAUUGGGAUAAUCACGCUCGUCAUCUUCAAGGGCAUAUGCAUGUUGCAGGAUCAUAUCUCAAGCGUUAUGCCUAACAAGGAGCAACUGCCUGAUGUAAAUAAACUUUGUUUAUGUCUACAUUCUGUGUUGUUUUGCGGCUUUGCUUUCUAAGUGUUUGAUGUCAAUAAACGUUAUUGCAUCUACAUUCUGUACUGUUGGCAGCUUUGCCUCCAUUUUAAGGUUGUAAUACAACUUUGUCUUGCAUUCAGUUUAAGGUUGUAAUACUACUUUUUCUCAUCAGACUGGUCUACAUUCAACUUUUAUGCUCUUUCA
Coffea eugenioides is the source of this 1203-nucleotide messenger RNA. Its product is annotated as protein IN2-1 homolog B-like. The coding region runs from base 154 to 870 and encodes 238 amino acids. The record is from RefSeq and is a predicted model, not a curated record. NCBI's taxonomy places the organism in Eukaryota, Viridiplantae, Streptophyta, Magnoliopsida, Gentianales, Rubiaceae. The transcript is spliced from 10 exons. Gene Ontology annotation, molecular function: glutathione transferase activity.